AUGGCGGAGGGAGAUCUGAACGUGGACAGCGUUAUUUUCCGCCUCUUAGAAGACCGGGAAUGCCGCCCGCAAAUGACUGUGCCGCUGACAGAGACGGAGAUUCUCGGCCUCUGCAUUAAGUCGCGGGAGAUCUUCAUGAGCCAGCCAAUCCUUCUUGAGCUCGAGGCGCCACUUAAAGUUUGCGGCGAUAAACAUGGUCAGUAUACAGACCUCAUCCGGCUCCUUAAACGCGGCGGCUUCCUUCCUGAGACAAACUACCUUUUCCUGGGUGAUUACGUUGACCGAGGCCAGCAGUCACUGGAGACCAUUUGCCUGCUGCUAGCCUACAAGGUUAAGUACCCCGAAAACAUCUUCCUUCUUCUAAACUACGAGUGCGCGUCCGUCAACCGCAUUUACGGGUUCUACGACGAGUUCAAGCGCUGCUACAACAUCAAGCUCUGGAAGACGUUCACCGACUGUUUCAACUGUCUGCCCGUCGCCGCCAUAAUCAACGACAAAAUAUUCUGCUGCCAUGGCGGACUCUCGCCCAACCUACAGCCGAUGAAACAGAUAAGGAGUAUCAGGAGACCAACAGACGUUCCAGAAACAGGCCUUUUGUGUGAUUUACUUUGGGCGGAUCCCGACUAAAACAUCCAGGGCUAGGACGAGAAC
This is a messenger RNA of Rhipicephalus microplus (southern cattle tick), 651 nucleotides long. RefSeq names its product serine/threonine-protein phosphatase PP1-beta catalytic subunit pseudogene. Lineage: Eukaryota; Metazoa; Arthropoda; Arachnida; Ixodida; Ixodidae. The record is from RefSeq and is a predicted model, not a curated record.